Molecule: messenger RNA, 1308 nt
Organism: Thyridium curvatum
Lineage: Eukaryota; Fungi; Ascomycota; Sordariomycetes; Thyridiales; Thyridiaceae
Exons: 5
Coding region: 1-1308 (435 amino acids)
Biological process (GO): mRNA export from nucleus; mRNA splicing, via spliceosome
Molecular function (GO): RNA helicase activity; RNA binding; ATP binding
Source: RefSeq, a predicted model, not a curated record
AUGUCUGCCGAGGAGGAUCUCAUCGACUACUCCGACGAGGAGCUUAACACUAACGAGGCUGCCGCCCCCGCCGCCAACGGCAAGAAGGGCGACCUUGCCGGCGCUGGCAACAACGUCGACAAGAAGGGCAGCUAUGUCGGUAUUCACUCGACUGGUUUCCGCGACUUCCUUCUGAAGCCCGAGCUUCUUCGCGCUAUCGGCGACUGCGGAUUCGAGCAUCCUUCGGAGGUCCAGCAGACCUGCAUCCCUCAGGCUAUGCUUGGUGGAGACAUCAUCUGCCAGGCCAAGUCGGGUCUCGGAAAGACUGCUGUCUUCGUCCUCACGACUCUGCAGCAGGUAGAGCCCGUUGCUGGCGAAUGCUCGGUCCUGGUCAUGUGCCACACCCGUGAGCUGGCGUUCCAGAUCCGCAACGAGUACAACCGCUUUUCCAAGUACAUGCCAGACAUCAAGACUGGUGUCUUCUACGGUGGUACCCCUAUCCAGAAGGAUGCCGAAGUCCUGAAGAACAAGGACACUCACCCCCACAUCAUCGUCGGUACUCCCGGACGUCUUAACGCGCUCGUCCGGGACAAGUAUCUCCGCCUUGGCAGCGUCCGCAUCUUCGUUCUGGACGAGUGCGACAAGAUGCUUGACCAGAUUGAUAUGCGACGUGAUGUCCAGGAGAUUUUCCGUGCCACUCCCACUCAGAAGCAGGUGAUGAUGUUCUCCGCGACGCUGUCGGACGAGAUCAAGCCCAUCUGCCGGAAGUUCAUGCAGAAUCCCACCGAGCACUACGUCGACGAGGACACCAAGUUGACGCUGCACGGUCUUCAGCAGUACUACAUCCCGCUUGAGGAGCGCGAGAAGAACCGCAAGCUCAACGAGCUGCUUGAUGAGCUUCAGUUUAACCAGGUCAUCAUCUUCGUCAAGAGCACGCUGCGUGCCACCGAGCUCGACAAGCUCCUUCGGGAGUGCAACUUCCCUUCCAUCGCCGUGCACUCGGGCGUGAGCCAAGAGGAGCGCAUUCGACGCUACAAGGAGUUCAAGGAGUUCAACAAGCGUAUUUGCGUUGCUACCGAUGUUUUCGGCCGUGGUAUCGAUAUCGAGCGUAUCAACCUGGCCAUCAACUACGAUCUCCCUGCGGACGCUGAUUCCUACCUCCAUCGUGUCGGUCGUGCUGGCCGCUUUGGUACCAAGGGUCUUGCGAUUUCGUUUGUGAGCAACGAUCAGGACAAGGAGGUCCUCAAGUCCAUUGAGAAGCGCUUCGAGGUUGCCCUUCCUGAGUUUCCCAAGGAGGGCAUCGAUGCCAGCACUUACAUGGCUUCGUAA